AUGUCAAUCUCACUUCCUAACGGCACUUUGCUCGCCGCCCCUUCAUCCUCUUCUACGCCCGUCACAUUAUCAGCCGCUGUGACAAGAAUUUUACACUUGGCUAAUUUCUCAGCAGACCUCAAGACUCGAGACCUUCAAAACAUGUUCAAAGAUUGGGAAGCCGAGAAAGGUGGAUUCCGAAUCAAGUGGUUAGAUGAUGUUAACGCUUUGGUCGUAUUUGCUGAUGCUUCAAUUGCCAAACGAGCCUACCUCUCUCUCCUUCUCCAUCCCCCUUCACAAUUCUCGGGCCUCAUCAAGCCCUAUGACCGACCCGACGCCGCUCAGAUCAUCCAAUCUCUCGCAGCACGUUCAUUAGGCCAUCGAUCAACCGGUUCAGCACUCAACGGAUCGAUCUCUUUCCCAUUUCCUACCAAUAACGAUCCUGCUCAACCCCAAAUCCACUCUAGAGCUAUGUCAGUGACCAACCCCCUAAACAAGGGUGGUUCGGGAUCCAUAUCAAUCCAACCUGGAGGAUCGAUCUCCAACGUUCUUAACGGUGGUGGGGUGGGGGGACAUGUGAGAGGAUCGACCGCUCCACAACGUAUUGGUGGUGGUGGAGGGGGACAUCAUCGAACUUCAUCAGCAAGUUCAUCUUGGAAUAAUCGAGCUAGCGGUUCAUUCGGUGGAGGAGUAUUAAGUUUCUCUUCAUCGUCUGUGGCUGCCAACAAAUUACCUACACAUAACGAAACUUCCCCUCACCCCCAUUCGCUCGCUGCUUCCAGGUCGACUAGCGAUUCAGAUGGUGAACCAAAUAUCGUCAUUCUAGAUCCGUCUGCCACCCAGGGCUUGAAAACGAGAUCUAAUACCGCUCCGAAUGGAAAUACAAAUGGGAGGGGUAGAAGGGAAAGUGUAAGUGCGGAGAAAGCUAUGAGAGAAGUUGAAAAAGCUUUGGCAUCGGUAGAAGCUCAGGGAUAG
Messenger RNA from Kwoniella botswanensis, 954 nucleotides. RefSeq lists its product as uncharacterized. The record is from RefSeq and is a predicted model, not a curated record. The coding region runs from base 1 to 954 and encodes 317 amino acids. The transcript is spliced from 3 exons. NCBI's taxonomy places the organism in Eukaryota, Fungi, Basidiomycota, Tremellomycetes, Tremellales, Cryptococcaceae.